UUAGAUUGAUUCUUGACUCAGGCUCGCACAGAACAUAUAUCACGAGGGAUUUGGCCCGUCGUCUCAGACUAAAAGAAGAAGAAGAGCAGGAAAUCCAAUUGGUAACCUUUGGAAGCGAAAAAGAAAAAUCGAUAAAAACAAGAUCAACAAGAUUAAAAGUGAAACUCAAGAAUGGAAAGUACAUAACUUUGGUUGCAAAUAUAGUAUCAAAUAUCACUGGAACAAUUACCCGCAGACAAGUAAAACUAGAUUCACCAAGACAGUUCUCUGGCUUAACAAAAAAUCUAACACUGGCUGAUACAAUUCCAAACAAGAAUGAAUCAGUUUAUCUCGAUUUACUAGUAGGAAAUGAUUACUAUUUAGAUAUUAUACAAACAGAGAAGAUAGAAAUACAACCUGGACUUUAUUUGCUGUCGUCCAGUCUCGGAUGGAUAUUGUCGGGCAGAAUGAAAACAAGUGAUAUUGCCGUAAACACAAAUGAUUCAGCUAUGUUAAUUCUUACGUACGGAGAUAAUAUAACUGAAACCAAACUUUUUACAGAUGUUGACGAAGUCAUUCCAACAAAACCUAACUUGGAGGACUUUUGGAAUAUUGAGAGUCUUGGGAUUACAGAUACAUAUGACAAACCAGACGAUCAGGCUGCUAUGACACAUUUCAGGGAAACUCUACAGUUUGAAAACGAUAGAUAUCAGGUUACUUGGCCUUGGCGGGAUGAGUUUCCAGAUCUUCCAGAAAAUCGGGGAUUAGCAAAAGGGAGAUUGAAAUCACUCGUUUGUAAGCUAGCAAAACAACCUGAGCUCUUGAAAAGAUAUGACGAUGUCAUUAAAGAUCAGCUAGAAAAAGGAAUUAUUGAGAAAGUUGAUAGGGAGUUAAGUGACGGGUUAAGGCAUUACAUUCCACACCACGUUGUGAUCAAACCUGAAAAAAGUACGACAAAGAUGAGGAUAGUGUAUGAUGCCUCUGCAAAGACACGAAAAGAAUAUAAAAGUCUGAAUGAAUGUUUAUAUAGAGGCCCAGUCUUAUUACACGACCUGUGUGGCAUUCUAAUGAGAUUUAGAUUGCAUAAGAUUGGCCUUGUGUCAGACAUAGAAAAGGCAUUUUUACAAGUAGGACUACAAAAGUCUGAGAGGGAUGUGACACGAUUUCUUUGGGUAAAGGAUUUGGAAAAUCCUGUUGUGGUAGAAAACAAGAUAGAGGAAUACAGAUUUUGUCGCGUUCCUUUUGGAAUCAUUUCCAGCCCUUUUUUACUGGGAGCUACUAUUGAAAGUCAUCUGGAUAAACAAAAUUCGGAGUUGGCAAAACAGCUGAAACAAAACAUAUACAUGGAUAAUGUGAUCACUGGAGUGAAUUCUGUAACCGAAGCAGUGGAGUUGUAUGAAACAGCCAAGUCAAUGUUUACAGAAAUGAGUAUGAACUUGCGUGAAUGGAUGACGAACAAUGAAGAAAUUCAAUCGAUAAUACCAGAUGAUGAUAAAUCAGCAGGCGGUAUUGUGAAAGUAUUAGGUCAUUUGUGGAAUGCCGAAAAUGAUUCCAUACAACUGAAAGAUCCCAAAUUAUUGAAAGAUGUCAAAGUGACAAAGAGAAAUAUUCUGAAGCAACUUGCAUCUGUGUUUGAUCCUUUAGGAUUAUGUUCUCCACUUUCUUUACGUGGAAAGAUAUUGCUGCAACAAAUAUGGAGCAAGGGCUAUGACUGGGACGAUUUAUUAGAGAAGAAAGAUUCCGAUGCAUGGGUGGAAAUAAGAAGCGACUUGGAACAAAUUGAAAGUGUUAGGUUUCAAAGAAAUAUUUGUAUGACAAAUGAUGUGAAUAAUGUUGAAUAUUCAUUAGCUUGCUUCUGCGAUGCUUCAGGCAAAGCAUACGCUGCAUCGAUAUACUUAGUACAAGUGAAAGAAGACGAGUACAAAUCAGAUCUUAUAUUUUCAAAGAGCAGACUGACACCAAUAAAAGGAAUGACAAUACCAAGGCUCGAACUGAUGGCAGUUUUAAUAGGAGCUAGAUGUCUUAACUUCGUAGAAAAGGAAUUGAAGUUGCAGUGUAAAAAUGUCGUUCUGCUGACAGAUUCUAAGUGUGUUCUCCAGUGGUUAUCAUCGGACAAAUUACUACCAGUGUUUGUGAAAAACCGUUUGAAAGAGAUCAAAAGUUAUGGCAAUAUAACAUAUCGCUAUGUGAAUACAACGGAAAAUCCUGCAGAUAUAGCAAGUCGCGGAAGUACACUGGUCAAAUUGUUAGAAAAUAGGAUAUGGUGGCAUGGGCCACAAAUGCUAAGGCACAGCAUUUUGGAUUUAUUGAACGGGAAACCAGUAAGUAAAUCUGAACAAGACACUGCUAUAGAAGAUGCUGAAGUUGAAAACAAAGGCGAAAAUAUUGACACGGAGAUGCACUCAGAUAAACAGCCAAUGAAUGAAUCUGAACACAGUGAUGUAUUAGGUGUUAAACAAAACAAUACUAUGGAUUCAGAAGGGAGCUGUCUCUCGACAGACAGCUCCGACGUAGAAAAUGCCCCAUUUGGAAUAAAUAUUCUCGAUUCAUACAAGAAGGAGUUAUGUGUUUGGUGUCCUGAAAUUUGUGUGAAAAUAAAAGCAGAAAUUAAAGUGACGAGGCAUUUAGUGUAUAGUGUCUCUCAUAACAAGUGA
Molecule: messenger RNA, 2633 nt
Organism: Mercenaria mercenaria
Lineage: Eukaryota; Metazoa; Mollusca; Bivalvia; Venerida; Veneridae
Exons: 2
Coding region: 447-2633 (728 amino acids)
Source: RefSeq, a predicted model, not a curated record